GUUCCAAUUGCGCAUGGUUACGUCUUAUGACGUGUGAAUCAGUUGACAUUUACCGUGUUGUACGUUUGUAUAGCAACGCGUUUCCUGUUGUCGCUCAGUCUCGGACUCCCUUCCGGCCGUUAUGGGCUCGAGGGUGUAUGUCGAUCGAUCGAAUAAUGGACCGAGGACAAACCAAACGCGCGGCGAGAGCCGCCUGAGAGAGAUUCGGUGGACGUCGCUUGAGGUGGAGAAGUUGGAAACCGAAUUGACGAGAAGAGAAGGAGAUCUGAAGGUCGCGGCAGAGAUUGGAACGACGUUACUGGAGAAAAUGCGUAUUCUUGAGGAAGAAAACGAAAGACUUCAGAGUGAGUGUGCCAAGCACUUGGAGAGUCGCAAUCGCAGGGUCUAUGAACUAGACAGGAAACUAAGUGAAUGCGCGUUCGAAGCGGAUGAUCGGGUUCAUCAACUAAAAGCGGAAAUUGCUCAGUUGAAAUCGAUACUGGCUAAAGAACGACGCUCGCAUCUCGUUACGACGACAAAUUUGAAUCGGAGAGUGCUGACGUUGGAAGCUGAAAAUGCCCGUUUGCAUGGAAAAAUAAAUGCGCUCCAUGUAGCAGAAACAGUAAGGAGAUCAGAGAAGAGUGAGCAUGCUAGACAGUUGAAACAAGUCACAGAUCAACUGGAGACGACACAACAAACGUUAGAGUAUAUUGAGGCAGAGGCAUCAGCUAUAGCCGCUAGCAAUUUGCAACUCAAAUAUGAUGUGGAGACUGUUACUAAUGAGAGAGACCGUCUCCGAGAAGAAUUAAAAAUGAAAGAAUGUGAAAUACUUGCAGCUCAGCAGGAUAUAGAUGAAUUACGAAGUCAACUUCAAUCUAAACAGAAUGUCAUCACUCAACUGAGAGAGACAUGUGUUCAUCUGAAGGAUGAAGUCGAGGAAAAGCAAGCUCAAGACAGUGUCUCUCGAACAAGCACGUCUGAAGUGUCCCUCAUGUCGGAGCUUCAGGAGUGUCUUAUUUUGUCUCCUGUUUGCAACUUCCAAGAGGUGCUAGAAGAAAAAGACAGGUUGUCAGAGAGGUAUAGUUAUUGUAUUGAUGACAUCUGCACUGUGUUUUGCAUAUUUAGCAAGUACGUUAUAAUAUAUUACUAUGUGAGUAGAAAUUCACAACUCGACAUUGACUUGAUGUCAGUGAAAAUUGAGUUGAAGAGAGUAGAAGAGCAGCUGAUGGUUGCUGUUCAUCAGAAACUAGAGCUGACAAAGCAGUUGGAAGAAUGGCAGCUGGAUAUGGCUGAGCUUGUUGAGAAGCAAAUCUCAAGAAAGCUCUCUGAAGAAGUGAAGCCUCGUCACAUGCAUAUGAGCUAUCAAGCAAUCCAACUCACAAUAUUAAAAUGACAAUUAAGUUAACGUGCGCUAGCUUAGGGGUUGGUGUCAAUGAGAUGAUAAUUUAUUGCUUUUAUUCAUUUAUAACUGAUAACAAUAACAGUUGCAAAUUAUGCAUAGGACAUUAGCCUUUGCCAGAGAAGUAUGAUUAACGAUUGUACUUACUAUUUCAAUCAGUGCAUUAAAGGAGUUACUUCCAACAAAA
This is a messenger RNA of Corticium candelabrum, 1565 nucleotides long. Its product is annotated as bicaudal D-related protein homolog. The record is from RefSeq and is a predicted model, not a curated record. The transcript is spliced from 6 exons. Bases 122 to 1372 code for a protein of 416 amino acids. Lineage: Eukaryota; Metazoa; Porifera; Homoscleromorpha; Homosclerophorida; Plakinidae.